CAUUCCUAAUUGCAUGUCAACGUUCGCGCGCAUGCACCUACCGGUCAGUGGACAUGACAGAUGUUCGUCUGCUUCUGAUCGUCGAUUAUGUCUAAUCGAGGAAACAUUGCGACGACGAUUUAAACGAGAAUGAUCAGCCGGACCGCCGUUGUUUCUCCCCGCGAGAAAUAAACCUCGAGUGAUUCUUGUCUCAAACGUUCUCGCCGCGGAGAGUGGAAACUAUGAACGCCCGGGAGGCGGAGGUGGAUAAUCUUAAGCAGCAGGGCAACGCCUGCGUGAAAGAGCAGAAAUAUGAGGAGGCGAUGUUUCAUUACACGCAUGCGAUCAAGCUGGAUCCGCAGAAUUAUUCCCUCUACAGUAACAGAUCCUUCGCCUUUUUGAUGAUGCGACAAUAUCACUACGCCAUGGAAGAUGCCCUGAUGACUAUUCAAUUGAAGCCAGACUGGUCUAAGGGCUACUUUAGGAAAGGCGAGGUUGAACUGAGGACAUUCCGUUUCAGCGAUGCGCUUCAGUCUUACAACAAAGCUCUUUCCCUGCAGCCAAGUGAAUCUAGGAUCUUAGAGGCUAUGAACAAAGCGUCCAAGUCGCUCAUUAAAGACAGAAGAGCUGAUCAGCAGAUCCCAUGGCUUGGAGCUGGUGUCGGCAUUAUCUUAGGAGUUAUAGUUGUGAUUGCCGACUAUGUAUUCACAAACAAGCCCACUCUCACGCAUCCUUUGCUGAUGGCUUUGCUGACGAUGUCCAUAUCCAUGCUCGGCUUUGGCAUCGCGAAAGGGUUUCGCUACUUCGUGAAAUGCCAAAGAAAGUCCCUGUUGGAGCCGCCCGUCGACCUCUUCCCCGAGGAGAAGGAAGACUUCGAGAACAUCGACACGGAGAGAAACAGUGAGAAGGAGAAGCAUCCUAAGGGCACAGGGCUGAGGGCUGAGGGCUCGACGGGGCCUCGAUUAGCGUUCACGGGCCGGCUGCGACGCAGCCAGCGAGCGAUGGAGCAGCCGAAGACUCCCGCGUCACGGCUACUCAACACGACCUGCAUCGAGAACAAGGACGAGCUGGAAGAGAAAUUUGAGAGAUGCUACACCGUACUGCAAAAUUUAACCACGGGACUUUCGGAGAAGGAGGCCCACGACACGCUGAACAAUGCAGUGUGCAAGGACAAGACACACGAAGAGGUCUCCUUAGGCUUACUGGUGGUGAUCUUGACCGAUCCGCAGAAUGCUGCGAAAAGUUACAGAGACUUGACACUAAUCACGCGAGACGGCCUCAGCAUCGUGCUGAUCCAUCUCAGUCAAUUAGUAUUGGAGAGGUACUUGAGGUUGAACGACGUCACCAGGAGUCAGCUGUUGUGGUUGCUGCGGGAAAUGAUAAGGACUAGUGUAACCAAUGUGGAUAAUCUUAGUUUAACAUUAUUAAGGCACGCAGCGGGCGGGGAUAUAUCACCUAGGAACUUGUUCCUAGUUGACGCCCUCUUAGAUAUUUUCCAAGAGAAUCGAUCGUGGCUGGACAAAUUCCCGUUUUUGGUCGCGUCGGUUGUGUACACGUAUUUGCGGUUAAUCGAAGACCACAACGCGCCCCAUCUGGCCGGUUUGCGGCAGAAGGAAGUGACCUUCACGGCGACUCUGAUAAGGGAGCGGAUGGUGGACUGCUUAGCUAUCGGAAGAGACUUCGUGCGUCUGCUGCAGAAUGUCGCCAGAAUACCCGAGUUCGAGGCGUUGUGGAAGGACAUUCUACAGAAUUCCAAGUGUCUCUGUUCGAAUUUCAACGGUGUGCUCCAGCUCCUGCAGACCAGGACCUCCCGGAGGUUUCUUCAGUCGCGUUUGACGCCGGAGAUGGAGAGGAAAUUGGUGUUCCUGACGAGUCAGGUCCGUUUCGGGAAUCACAAGCGCUAUCAGGACUGGUUUCAACGGCAGUACCUAGCCACACCCGAAUCUCAAUCGUUAAGAUGUGAUCUCAUUCGCUUCAUCGUCGGGGUUAUACAUCCGACGAACGAGCUGCUGUGCUCCGACAUCAUACCACGAUGGGCGGUGAUAGGUUGGCUCUUCACCACGUGCACCUCCACCGUGGCGGCCAGCAAUGCGAAGCUGGCCCUCUUUUACGACUGGCUCUUCUUCGAUCCCGACAAAGACAACAUCAUGAACAUCGAGCCGGCGAUCCUCGUCAUGCACAACUCCAUGAGGUCUCAUCCACCUGUCACUGCCACACUUCUAGAUUUUUUAUGCAGGAUAAUACCGAACUUUUAUCCUCCUCUAACGGACAAAGUGAGAAACGGGAUAUUUUCAUCGCUGCGGCAAAUUUUGGAGAAACGCGUCUUACCUAGCCUAUAUCCGUUAUUCGACAGCCCGAAACUCGAUCGAGAACUGAGAAGCAAAAUACGGGAGACGUUCAAAGAGUUUUGCCUGCCGCCGAACGCGGAUCCUGGUAAAAUGGAAGAGCUUAACAAGGAGCACAAUCCAGGGACCGUGAUAGAGAACACCGCGAACUCUACCGUGGAGAACAAUCACGUGGCGCAAGACCCGGAGCCAGCGUUCAGUGAUGAAGAAGAGGAGUCCCCUCUAAGAAUAGUGACGAAGGUGGAGGACGAGGAAGAUGAAGAGGAUGUGCCGUUGUCAGCGGUAAAAUUGAAGAACGAGCAGAGAAACGCGAACUGCGUCGUGAAAAAGGAGGAUAUCGCGCCGCAAUUGAAUUUCAUGCUAGAGCCGGAAGAAUUGAGAACCAGCGUCGAGACCUUGCACACGGAGACCGACAACGAGGCGAAGUGCCAAGCGAUGGAGAGCAUAGUACAAAUGGUCGUAGAGGACGAGAUAGACGCCGGCAUGAUACCCACGCUGGCGUCUUACCUAUCGAGCAUCCUCUCGCCGCUGAUCACGGCGAAUAUCUUUCCGCCGGAGAAUCUGAACGAGGAAACGCUCACCGACAGCAUAAGCACGCCGCUGUUCGUCAUGUUCCGAAAUCAAUUUCAAUUGUGCAAGGAAGAGGACAAUCGGCGAAAGCUCUUGGCCAGAGUGCUGGCGGAGAUGCAGUCGCUUCAACCGAAAAUAGGCUACCUUCUCCUCUAUUUCCUCAAGGUCUGGGGCAGGGAGGAAGAGAAGCGGGAAGGCGAGCCGAGCAACGUGUUGAACGACGUCAAGGCGUCGGUGUACAAGGACUUUUGCGCGCAGAGAGAAAAAAAGCUGGACGUCUGUCUGGUGUCGGAUCUAAAGCUCUGUCACGAGGAUAACAUAUUCAUGUUGUGCUACCUCGUGCCGGACGUGUACACGGGAUUUCAAAACGUUGCCCUGGGGAACGCGCAGCUGCUGCAUCUGGUCGUGUCUACGGUGGACUCGUGCCAGUUGCAGGACCUGAUCUGCCAGAUAAUGCAGGGCCACCUGAAGAUGCUGAAGAAGGAGUCGUUCACGUCGCUGUUGACGGCCAGCCUGAACUGGGACACCUUCGAGCAGUACUGCUUGUGGCAGCUCAUAUUCGCGCACGACUUCCCCAUUGAUUACGUACUGCCGGUACUGCCGAAGCUGCAGUUUCGCAAUCACGCGGAGGCGCUCACGUCGAUCCUGUUCAUGCUGAAGCAAGAGAAACCGACAUUGGAUCUCUUACGGCAGUUGCUCGCUCGACAAAGCGUGGACGGCGACAUGUUCGUCGUGGCCGCAUUGCGCUAUUGGUGUCGAGAUUACGAGGAGAAGCUCGGCGAGCUGCUGGCGAACCUUCUCAGCGCCCGUUAUCCCGCCACCAGCCCCAACAAGCGAAAACGUUCCGGAGGCAAGCAGAACCAACAGUCGGGCCCUCCCACCGGCGAGCAGGUGCUCGGCCAUCUGGACCAAUUGCGUCAGCACUGCUCCUCUUCCGCGGAGUUACAGCUCUAUCACUCGGAGGGCAUGCAGCGUGCGCUGCAGCAGGCGCAGGCCGCGAGCAGCGACUCGCUCAGGAAGAGCUAUGGUGAUCUGUUCGCGCUCGCCGAGGUGAACGAGGAGAACGAACCGCCGCCACCACCGGCGAGCAGCUCCGCGAGGAAGCACACCACUGCUUCCUCUGGAGGAGGCGGCGGGGGCGGCGGUAAGGGCGGCCACAGGAAGACCGGCGCUAACACGAGGGAGAGGUCCAACGCGAAGAGACCGCUUCCGCGGUAUCAUGUGGACACCACCUCUAGUAGCGAGGAGGAGGAGAUCGUGAAUCCAAAGCAAGCGAAAAAAAGAAAAAAGAUUAAUCCAGUGGGCUCGGACAGCGACUGACCACCCAGUGUCUUCACAUGUCACAUGGACCACGUCUCGUGUGUGCAGCAGAUAAAACUAGCCUUAAGGAUAGUAAGAUAAUAUAAUACACACGAUAGUUCUAUCUAGCGCGACUUGUAAAUAUUAAUGUGCGUGUCAAGGACGCGACAGCGUCAUGUUGAUGGUGGAUCUUCAAUGUGUGUUUCGUAAAGUCGCAAGCGACAGCAAAAUUGCCAGGCUCUGAUUGUUAUCGUUUUGUGUUGGAUUAGGUUAGGUGAAGAAACAAAAGAGAGAGAUAGAACUGUUGGGUAAAAAGACACCAUGUGUGCAUGAUGAUGAUGAUGAUAAAAAUCGUCCUCGGACGCGUUUCUGGACGUUUCUGAAUAUGAAUUUGCGAAGCUGUUAAACGUCGCUGUCCCGGUGUAUUCUCUCAUUACGCAUACGACGGUCGAGCGGCCUUUCAUCCCUUGCGUUUCUUCUGGAAAUCCUCGUGAUCGUCAGGCUGCCGCGGCGUCUGUUGAACGGAGAUAACUACCAAAUAAAGCGGCAGCUCUCAUCGUCCCCCCGUCAUACUGCAGCCGCUUUUCUCGUAAAUGCGAAAGCGACGGACAGAAUCUGGCAACAUUGCAAAUAAACCAAUACAUCUUUUUGCACUUUACCACGUGUUAUUGUUUUUUUUUUUCUUCUUGACGGAUCUUCUCGUUCGUUCCGUUCUUCGUAACACUUUUUUCCCCCCUCGGAGUAAUCGCGCGCGAGUGGACAUAUAUCGUUGCCAUAUAUCUCCCAAACGGAAAUUCGCAUUCGAAUUGUUGGCUCCUCUUCCCCAGGAUUGGAGAACCUUUUCGCCGGGACGACGAAGCACGAUCCGAACUCUGGCGAGAAGCGUGAAGUUUUACGACCAAACAUUUAUUCAGUUCUCGAAUACGCGCUUAAAGGGAUGUUCUCACUUGGGACGUUUCGUUUGAUAGGCGAUUGUUAGGAAUUUCUUUGGAAAAAAACUAAGACAUACAAUUCUGAAGUUUUGCAUAAAUAUGUAUCUAUGCUUUAACUAUAUACAGUAAUUUCUACUAUAUUUAUAGUAUUAAAUAAAGUCAUACAUAAUUUUGUUGACGCCAAACACGAAAUGUCGGUUGACACAAUUCAAAGUGGGUCUUUGAAACAACAAAACGAUAACAGAUUAUUGAACUAUAAAUUUGUGACUAUCGUCGUAAACUACGAUGAAGUCGACUUUUCUCGAUGAAUCAUGCCAUUUUGUCAAAAUCGUUUUUUAAUUCCCAUUGGGUAGCCACAAAUUUAGUUUUAUAAUUUUUUCGUCGUUUUUUUUUUAAUCUACGAUGUUUGGAAUCAUGUCAACCAUGCAAGCAAAACUUUCAUUCAGCGCUGCACAAAAUAAUUUGCAUCUUUAUUAAUAUCGAAGAUAACGAAUACUCUGUACUGUGUAUUUAUACGUUUUGUUAAAACAUAGAUAAAUAUUCAUACAAAACUUCCGAAUUGUAUGACUUAGUAUUUUCCAAAAAGAAUAAUUUCGAAAGGUCACCUGCAAAUCGACGUUUUAUGAAUAUAUUUCCUUAAGUGAGAAAAGGAUAAUCAUCCUCGAGGACGCAGGGAUAUCUUUUUCCUAUAAAUAUUUUGCAUGACGGAGGAUUGUCAGCUUUCAAAUAACUGGAGCAAUUCAGAUCGGAGGGUCCUCAUCGAAUAAAUUAACUUUUUCUUUUGUUAAAUUUUAGAGCGAUUUAAUGAUUCGUUGUGAUUGUGAAACGCGACGUGAUACGAUUUGUAUUGUAUUUUUCUAUGUGAGCUUUUUACAUCCCUUAUAUUUGUAGAUAAAUGAAUAUAUAUAUGUGUAUAUAUAUAUAUAUAUAUAUAUAUAUAUAUAUAUAUGUAUAUGUAUAUACACACACACACACACGAUGAAAUUAAUUCGUAGAGAUCACAAUAUACCGACCAGCGCGUUACAUCGGUAUUUCAUCCUUAUAUAAGUACGCGAUCUUCUCGAUGAUAUUCAAUUGAUUUCCCCACGCGUCAUGCCGCAUGUGAGACACGUGUUUUCCCCGAGAGAUCCCGGAGGACAACCGGACGUACCAUCCGCGAGAGAAAGAGAAAGAGUGGAAAUAGAAAACGAGUGGAAAUAGAAAGGAAGGCAGUCCUGUCGAACGUCUUAGCAAAACCCACGUUCCGAAGGCAAGACGUAAAGAACCAUCGCAUUCACUUAUAAUGUACAUUUCCUGUAAAAUUGGUUAUUCUAAAAGUGAGUUGCAUUAUGUAUUUUCUAGAUUGUAUAUAUAUAAAUAUAUAUAUAUAUAUACACACAUACACACGCGUGAUUUGAAAGAGAUGUGAGAGAGUAUGUGUAAUGUGCAUGUGUGUGUGCGCGCGCGCGUGAGUGUGUGUAUGCGUACGUGUGAGAAAGAAACAUAUUUACGUUGUGUAUACAUGGUGCGCGCGCGGUGCCGGGUUUGAAAAUUCCGAACACUUUCCGUUUUCACCAACUUUAUAUCAUACCCACUCAGCACCCUCCAAACCUCGCGCCUUCCUUCUCCUCCUCACCUACUUUCCUUGGUCUUAUCUUGCAACUACGGGAGUGCGAAAUCGUGUCGAUGAUCGAAUAAAAAUACGCGAGCGAAAUGCACCAGAGAGAGAACAUGCGGAACGUUCGUGUGUGCGGAUCGUUUGUAUGAAGGACGGAUGCAUGUAAUAUCCAUUUGUAAUGCCGCGUGAUAACGGCAUUACUCGAGUUUUCUACUUGUAUAUAAGUACGGCGAUAUACGUCGGGAGAGAGGGAGAAAGAGGGGGAGAGAGAAGGAUAGAAAGAGAGAAAAAUUUAAGAACGACGUAUCGACAAGAAGAGUUCGUUUCAGCCAUCUUCCUCGAUUUCUUUGCUUUUUCUCCCUCCAAUGUCCGAAUAUAUAUGUAUAUCUAUCUAAUUUGAAACGCAGAAAGUGCUGGCAGGCGCAGUUAAACAGACCUAGAGAGAGAAAGAGAUAGAAAGAGAGAGAGAGAGAGAGAUUCUCUCGAAGCGUGCCGCGAGCGAACACGGGAAAGCGAAAAGGGUAAAUCGAAAGAGGCGAGGAGGACAAGAAAAAUAUGUAAACAUUUAAUGUUUUUAACGACCUUGUACACAGUGUGGAGGAACGUGUAAAUAUAUAUAUGGAUAGAUUAUAUCAUAAACGCGGGCAUAAACAUUUAAUGUUUUUAACGAUCUUGUACACAUGGAUUACACAUAAAAUGUAAAUAUAUCAGAAAAUAUUGAAGAGGCAAAAACAUGAGAUUGA
Messenger RNA from Dinoponera quadriceps, 7465 nucleotides. RefSeq names its product integrator complex subunit 3 (gene IntS3). The coding region runs from base 222 to 4214 and encodes 1330 amino acids. Gene Ontology annotation, cellular component: cytoplasm. The transcript has 15 exons. The record is from RefSeq and is a predicted model, not a curated record. NCBI's taxonomy places the organism in Eukaryota, Metazoa, Arthropoda, Insecta, Hymenoptera, Formicidae. Gene Ontology annotation, molecular function: protein binding.